AUGUCUAGAUUUUUGACACUUGGAAACAUUAGGAGAGUUGCGCAAUCCAUUUACACAAACCAAAGGAGCACUUAUUUAGAUGGAAGGAAAUAUGGGCCAGUGGUUACAGGUGGGCUAUACUCCUCUCAAUACAGGUUAUACUCGCAACAUAUGCUCCCAAGUAGGAGAUAUGCUUCAUUCAUGGUGUGCAAAGUCAAGGAUGUAUUUCGUGAUAGCACUUUUCCCAAGAAAUUUUCUGGCCUCCCAACGAGUAACACUACAGCAUAUCAAGCCCAAGUUGCUUGGAAGAGGCUUUCCCAGAGGCCUUCUCACAAUGGUCGAACUUUUUCCCCCAUUGAUAGGAUUGCCCAAGCAGUUAGCUUGGCAGUGAGCCGCUCUUAUGUGGUUGUUCCUGGUGUAGUUGCCUUGACGUGUGGAAAUGUAGCAUUGGCACAAAGAUCAGCUAAUACAGAUCCCAUACAUCCACCAAAUGCUUUGUAUCUGCGUGCAGAAGAAAGGCAUGCUUUUUUUAUCACAUUAAUUCUUUCAGUACUGGAAGGUGUAAUCUUGUUGCUGAGAGCUCUUUAUUUAGGUGUUUUAUUCUCACCUAGCAUAGCAAUGGCUCCAUUUGCUGAUUGUCUUGGACCUCAGUUUCGAAAAAUGUGGCUUCAGGUUGUUCAUCAGACAUUGGAAAGAGCAGGUCCAGCAUUUAUAAAAUGGGGCCAGUGGGCAGCUACACGGCCGGAUCUCUUUCCUCGAGAUUUAUGUACCGAGCUUUCAAAGCUUCACACCCAAGCUCCUGAACACAGCUUUUCCUAUACAAAAAAGACCAUUGAAAGAGCAUUUGGUCGUAAGCUUUCUGAAAUUUUUGAAGAUUUUGAAGAGGCACCAGUAGCAUCUGGAAGUAUUGCCCAAGUACAUCGAGCUUCUUUGAGGUACCAAUACUGUGAUAGAGAGAUCAAGCCUAUGUUAGUUGCCGUAAAGGUUAGGCAUCCUGGAGUUGGUGAAUCAAUAAGAAGAGAUUUUGAGAUAGUUGAUCUAAUAGCAAAGAUCUCAAGAUCCAUACCUACUCUGAAGUGGUUGAGAUUGGACGAAAGUGUCCUGCAGUUUGCGGUUUUUAUGAUGUCUCAGGUUGAUCUUGCAAGGGAAGCUGCCCAUUUGAGCCGUUUCAUUUAUAAUUUUCGCAGUUGGAGGGAUGUUUCAUUUCCAAAGCCUGUAUAUCCACUUGUACAUCCUGCUGUCUUGGUGGAAACUUUUGAGCAAGGGGAAUGUGUCUCACGCUAUCUUGAGGAGCUUGAGGGUCAUGAGAAAAUUAAAAGUGCACUUGCCCACAUUGGGACUCAUGCACUUCUGAAGAUGCUUCUGGUGGACAACUUUAUUCAUGCUGACAUGCAUCCUGGAAACAUCCUUGUCCGUGUAUCUCAGAACAAAUCUUCACGGAAACGGCUCUUCAAAUCAAAGCCUCAUAUUGUUUUCCUUGACGUAGGCAUGACUGCUGAACUUUCCAAGAAUGAUCGAGUAAAUUUACUGGAUUUUUUUAAGGCUGUUACUCGUCGAGACGGCCAUACUGCAGCAGAAUGCACGCUGAAAUUAUCAAAGCAACAGAACUGCCCUAAUCCAGAGGCUUUCAUUAAGGGAAACUUUGGAGUUGGCUACCCUUCUUUCUUUGCUUAAUUCGGUCUCUUUGCAUUUGUCGGUUGGGGAUUAAAGGGUUUGGUCUCUUGAUUAUUCUAGAAAUUUCUUUUGUGGUCCCUAUUUUCAAAAUUUGAUUGAUGAUUGAACCUCGAUGAUUGGAUGGCUAGAGUGGCUAUUAAGGUGCGGGUGCUUGUUUGGAUAAUUACUCAUGGUAAGAUGAAUACUUAUGAUUUGUUUCAAACGAGAAUAUCUAACAUUUAUGCUCUCUCCGAAUUUGUGUGUUUUGGGUAAGGAAAGUAUCACUUGUUCCUUCAUUGUCUUAUUGCUAAUUUCUUGUUAGCAUAAGCUUUUGUGGGAGGCACAUUUGAUGUUGGUAACACCUUGUGAUCAUGUGUCCCUACUUGUGGUAAAGUUUUGGUUGAUUUUGGGAGUGCGAAAAAGCGUCCAUGUUGUCGAGAUGUGUAUUUUUUGGCCAUUUCUUGGGUGGUCAGAUGGAGACUGAAUUGUAGAAUUUUUGAAGGGAAGGAGGAGGAGGAAGGCCUCAAUUGUAUUAUUAUUUAUCAAAGAACUAUGAAGUUGUGGCGGUUUAGCUGCAUAGGAUGCAAAGUUCCUGUUUAAAAUAAACAGGUAUAUAUAGUCGUUAAUUUUUGACUUCCAAUAUUCUUAUGCUUAGUUAAGCUAUUCUGGCAUUUUGUAUCUUAAAAAUUUGUGAUUCUUUUGAGGCUAUAUAUUUGCUUGCUCGGAGGUGUACAUAGUGGUGGUUGCAGUUUUUUUGUACCGUUCAUGUGUGCUCCAGGACAUUGCAUCCUGGGCACGGGACAUUUUUAUAGCUCACUGUAUUUGCCAUAGAAUAUGUACUGUUAAUGAUUUUUUCUUGUUUAGUUUGUAAUCACCUUGCUUUGACAGGAGGUGAAAGAGUCGUUCGAUUUUUGGGGUACUCCAGAAGGU
Ilex paraguariensis (yerba mate) is the source of this 2562-nucleotide messenger RNA. Lineage: Eukaryota; Viridiplantae; Streptophyta; Magnoliopsida; Aquifoliales; Aquifoliaceae. The record is from the annotation of a GenBank genome assembly.